ACCGGCCUGGGUACAGAGGCCGAGAAAGGGAGGCUGGUGGGUGGGCUUUACGCCAAGGGGUCCUUGGCCUGUGUCGCCGGUGCUGUGUGGGUGGUACUCGGCUUUGGGGGAGACUCUCAGGUCGCCCGGAUCGUUCUUCCCAAUGGGUGAUUGGGAAAAUUAGCGGGUAGAAAAUCUCGAGUGGUGAAGGAAUCUUUUUUCUCCUUGGCUCCGCCCUCUUCCUGUUCUCCCACUGGCGCGGCGGCCCUGCGAGGGGGAAGGGACCCUCGGCGGCCCUGCUGAAGACUGCCCUGCGCACGCGCGAGCCCCAGUGUUCGAGUGUGUGUUUGUGCACGCGCACGCGCGCGCUCCUGCUUUUAGGAAGCCUGGGAAGGACCAGUGUGCGGGGAGAUGAGUGGGGAAAGCUUAGUGCUCUGUCUUUGGUACCAGACGCGCCUGACUGUGCGCUGACUCUCCCCACCCACCCAGGCAGCAGCCUUUGCCAGAGAGGCUGUGGCUCGCAGCCUCUGUUCGUUUUCACUGCAGGACCAGGCACGAAAGUUAAAACAAAAUGAAGAUUUUUUCUGAAUCGCAUAAAACAGUGUUUGUUGUGGAUCACUGCCCAUACAUGGCCGAGUCCUGCAGACAGCAUGUAGAGUUUGAUAUGCUGGUGAAGAAUAGGACCCAAGGCAUCAUUCCUUUGGCCCCCAUCUCUAAAUCAUUGUGGACUUGUUCAGUAGAGUCUUCCAUGGAAUAUUGUAGAAUAAUGUAUGAUAUAUUCCCUUUCAAAAAGCUGGUGAAUUUCAUCGUGAGUGACUCUGGAGCACAUGUUUUAAAUUCUUGGACUCAAGAAGACCAGAAUUUACAGGAGCUCAUGGCAGCAUUAGCUGCUGUCGGGCCUCCUAACCCUCGGGCAGAUCCAGAGUGCUGUAGUAUUCUGCAUGGUCUUGUUGCAGCAGUGGAAACUCUCUGCAAAAUCACCGAAUAUCAGCAUGAAGCCCGUACUUUACUUAUGGAGAAUGCAGAACGUGUUGGAAAUAGAGGGCGAAUAAUCUGCAUUACUAAUGCAAAAAGUGAUAGUCAUGUACGCAUGCUUGAAGACUGUGUCCAGGAAACAAUUCAUGAACAUAACAAGCUUGCUGCAAAUUCAGAUCAUCUCAUGCAGAUUCAGAAAUGUGAGUUGGUCUUGAUCCAUACCUACCCAGUUGGUGAAGACAGCCUUGUAUCUGAUCGUCCUAAAAAAGAGCUGUCACCAGUUUUAACCAGCGAAGUUCAUAGUGUUCGUGCAGGACGGCAUCUUGCUACCAAAUUGAAUAUUUUAGUACAGCAACAUUUCGACUUGGCUUCAACUACUAUUACAAAUAUUCCAAUGAAGGAAGAACAACAUGCUAACACAUCUGCCAAUUAUGAUGUGGAACUGCUUCAUCACAAAGAUGCACAUGUAGAUUUUCUGAAGAGUGGUGAUACCCACUUGGGUGGCAGCAACAGAGAAGGCCCAUUUAAAGAAACAAUAACCUUAAAGUGGUGCACACCAAGGACAAAUAACAUUGUGUUUUCUUCUAUUUCAGAAUUACACUAUUGUACUGGAGCUUAUCGAAUUUCACCUGUAGAUGUAAAUAGUAGACCUUCUUCCUGCCUUACUAACUUUCUUCUAAAUGGUCGUUCUGUUUUAUUGGAACAACCACGAAAAUCAGGUUCCAAAGUCAUUAGUCAUAUGCUUAGUAGCCAUGGAGGAGAAAUUUUUUUGCAUGUCCUUAGCAGUUCUCGAUCCAUUCUGGAGGAUCCACCUUCAAUUAGUGAAGGAUGUGGAGGAAGAGUUACAGACUACCGGAUUACAGAUUUUGGUGAAUUUAUGAGGGAAAACAGAUUAACUCCUUUUCUAGACCCCAGAUAUAAAAUCGAUGGAAGUCUUGAGAUCCCUUUGGAACGAGCAAAAGAUCAGUUAGAAAAACACACCCGUUACUGGCCUAUGAUUAUUUCACAAACCACCAUUUUCAACAUGCAAGCAGUAGUUCCAUUAGCCAGUGUUAUUGUGAAAGAAUCUUUGACAGAAGAAGAUGUGUUAAACUGUCAAAAAACAAUAUACAACUUAGUUGAUAUGGAAAGAAAAAAUGAUCCUCUACCUAUUUCCACAGUUGGUACAAGAGGAAAGGGCCCUAAAAGAGAUGAACAAUAUCGUAUCAUGUGGAAUGAAUUAGAAACACUUGUCAGAGCCCAUAUCAACAACUCAGAGAAACAUCAGAGAGUCUUGGAAUGUCUGAUGGCGUGUAGAAGCAAACCCCCAGAGGAAGAGGAACGAAAGAAACGAGGGAGAAAGCGGGAGGACAAAGAAGACAAGUCAGAAAAAGCAAUGAAAGAUUAUGAACAAGAAAAAUCUUGGCAGGACUCAGAGAGGUUGAAAGGAAUCUUAGAACAUGGGAAAGAAGAGUUGGCUGAAGCUGAGAUUAUAAAAGAUUCACCUGAUUCCCCAGAACCUCCAAACAAAAAGCCCCUUGUUGAAAUGGAUGAAACUCCGCAAGUGGAAAAAUCAAAAGGGCCAGUGUCCUUAUUAUCCCUAUGGUGUAAUAGGAUCAAUACUGCCAAUUCGAGAAAACAUCAAGAGUUUGCUGGACGUUUGAACUCUGUUAAUAAUAGAGCUGAGUUGUAUCAACAUCUCAAGGAAGAAAAUGGGAUGGAGACAACAGAAAAUGGAAAAGCUAGCCGGCAGUGAGAAGGAACUUGAGGAAUGAAAUUUAGUAUAUUGCAAAAAUAUUUUAGGCAGAUUUGAUACAAGUACUUUUACAGCAAGAUUGUAUAGCUAUGUUGCCUGGACUGGUUUUUACAUUUUUAAAAUAUUUCAACAAACUUUUUUGUACUAAUUAUAAAAUUGGCACAUAAACAACAACAUACAUUUGAGAUUUGUCCUCCCAAAUCACAUAAGUUUAUUUUAUGGUAAAAGGUGUUGCCUCUGGAAAUGUUUUUUAAAAAAUUCUUAGGCUUCUCUUUGCCAAAUAAAAAUAUUACAAUAUCUGAAAUGCAUAAUAUUGGAGUAUUACUUUAGACAAAAGGGUAUUAUUCAUUUAAUGAUUAACAACACCCUUCAGAAAUUUUGUAAAAUUUGAUCAGAGUUUAGGUGAUACCAUAUAUAUAGAGAGAGAAAAAAAGAGUACUUUUCUUCAAAUACAGCUUUUGUUUCUUUGUUUGUUUUUAAUUAUCUUGCCUUUGGCAAAUUGGGUUUUGUGUUACUUAAAAGAAUUUUCAGAUAGUUGGUAUAAAUUUGUAUUUGAUAGCUCUUUCUGCUAAAAAUUUUCUGUCCAUUAAUUUUUCAUAUUAAAAAGAAAAGCAUAAAAGAGAUGAUUUCACAGACUUAGAAGAAAGGAAAAUUACUAGACUUUUUAUCCUUAGAUAAAAUUUUGGUUUCUUCAUUCCUAAGAAAUUUCAUGGCUUCACGUGGCUUCACAUGGUAUAUGUUGUAAACCUUCUUCCUAUGCUUUUCAUACGAAAGCUUAUAACAUGUAAGAACAUGUUAUUCCAAUUUAAACACUGUUUCUAGAUUUGUCAUUUUUUCCCUUUAAUGUUUAUUAGAGAAAGGAAAAACUUUUUGUAUCAUUUAUCUAUUUUGCAAUCUUAAGUCCAGUUUUAGUAAUUGCAGGAAUUAGUUACCCCAUAGAGAAUAAAUGGACUUUCAAUUAUAUUAAGAGAGUA
Molecule: messenger RNA, 3663 nt
Organism: Heterocephalus glaber (naked mole-rat)
Lineage: Eukaryota; Metazoa; Chordata; Mammalia; Rodentia; Bathyergidae
Gene: Ints13
Product: integrator complex subunit 13
Biological process (GO): centrosome localization; regulation of mitotic cell cycle
Cellular component (GO): integrator complex
Source: RefSeq, a predicted model, not a curated record